AUGCCAGAAAAGAAAGAAAUUACAAAUGGUAAACAAAUUGUGUUUCUACAGACAUUUCUAGCCAUUGUUCGUGGCACAGGAAUGAAAACAAAAGUUCGUUGUGUACUUGAUUCAGGAAGUCAACGAACAUUUAUUCAUGAAAAUUUAUCGAAGAAAUUAAAUUUGCCAGUCGUAGGUAAAGAAAAAAUAAAUUUACACACUUUUGGUAAUGAUACUGCAGUGAACAGUACAAGAUGUAGGGUUAAAUUUCAGUUACGUAAUAUUGAAGACGAAAAUAAACAUUUGACUAUUGAAGCAUUAGAAUCCCCAGAAAUUUGUAAUGCUUUAAUAGAAAUUCGCAGCCAAGAACUAUAUGACCAUAUCCAAUCUUUAAACAUUAAAUUAUCUGAUUAUGAAGAUGGUGAAAGUAAUCAUCAUAAAAUUGACAUUCUAAUUGGAUCAGAUUAUUUUUGGGAAAUAGUUUCUGGUAAAACAAAACGUUUAAGUUCAUCGGUGAUGUUAAUAGAUACACUGAUGGGAUGGUCACUUCAAGCUCUUCGAAGUUUCGAAUCAAGUUUGACUUUUAAAGAAGGCCGUUAUGAAGUCCAGUUUCCAUGGAAACAUAACUGUAAUAAUUCGGAAAAUAAUUACGAUAAUGCUAAGAAAAGACUUGUUUCGUUGUUUAGAAGAUUUUAUAAGGAUCCAUUCUUGUAUGCUGACUAUAAAUCUGUGAUAGAAGAAUACUGUAAGUUUGGAAUCGUAGAAUCAGUAACUGAACAAAAUGAUACAGGUAAGAAUGCGAUAUAUUAUUUACCACAUCGCCCUGUAAUUCGAAAGGAUAAGAAUACAACGAAAUUGAGGAUUGUUUUUGGUGCUUCUUCGCAUCCUCCUCAUGCUCCUUUGCUAAACGAAUUGUUACAUCCUGGACCAAACUUAAACUCAGAUCUCUUAAAACUUAUAAUUAAAUUUCGAAUUAACCGAAUUGCAUUUAUUGCUGAUAUUGAGAAAGAAUUUCUGCAAAUUAGUUUAGUGAAGACUGAUCGUGAUGUUGUACGAUUUCUGUGGAUAGACGAUUUGCCAGAUAAUGUAUCUCAUAUUCAACCAAAAAUUCUGCGAAUGGCUAGAGUCCUGUUUAGUAUUACUUCCAGUCCAUUUCUUUUAGCUGCUGUAAUUAAAUUCCACCUGAAGCACUAUUACACUAUGUAUCCAGAUACUUGUUUGAUGCUAAAUGAAUCGAUGUACGUCGACGAUUUGUUAUCAGGAGCUCCGAAUGAAGAAGAAGCUUUCAGAAGAUCUAAAGAAGCAGACUACAUAAUCAAAGGAGUGGGAAUGAAAAAUUCGAAAAUGGAAAGGUAA
Stegodyphus dumicola is the source of this 1335-nucleotide messenger RNA. RefSeq lists its product as uncharacterized. NCBI's taxonomy places the organism in Eukaryota, Metazoa, Arthropoda, Arachnida, Araneae, Eresidae. The record is from RefSeq and is a predicted model, not a curated record.